This is a messenger RNA of Pyrus x bretschneideri (Chinese white pear), 1115 nucleotides long. RefSeq names its product glycolipid transfer protein 3-like. Gene Ontology annotation, cellular component: cytoplasm; membrane; cytosol. The record is from RefSeq and is a predicted model, not a curated record. The coding region runs from base 48 to 842 and encodes 264 amino acids. Gene Ontology annotation, biological process: intermembrane lipid transfer; ceramide transport. Gene Ontology annotation, molecular function: ceramide 1-phosphate transfer activity; ceramide 1-phosphate binding. The transcript is spliced from 5 exons. NCBI's taxonomy places the organism in Eukaryota, Viridiplantae, Streptophyta, Magnoliopsida, Rosales, Rosaceae.
GAUUUCGGCAGCCACUGUGAAGUUAGAAACAAGAAAACCUAAUUAGAAUGAAAAGGAAGUUAAUGGAUCAGAAUAUGGGAUCAGAGAUUAGAUGUGCCAUUGAAGAACUCUCCGUUAUGGUCAAAGUUAAAGGUGGUAUACUGGUCCCAGCGGCUGAACAUGGUGGUGGUGAUCAUGUUCACGAGGCUGCCCAUAUUCCCACCAGGCCUUUUCUUUCUCUCUGCACCUUGAUUCUUCAAGUUCUUGAUAAAAUAGGACCAACAAUGGCUGUUCUAAGCCAAGAUGUCCAUCAAAAUAUUCGGAGAUUGGAAACGAAACAUGAAUCAGAUCCUCUGACGUAUUCAAAUAUGGUUGAGAUGUUGAAAAACGAGGCGACAGAAGGCAUUGCUAGAAACGAUACCAGUUGUAGUAGAGCCUUUGUUUGGCUCACCAGAUCCCUAGAUUUUACAGUGGCCUUAUUGCAAAAUUUAGUAAGAGAUCCCGGGAAAAAUAUGAAGCAGGCAGUGGAAGAGUCUUAUACCAUUACUUUGAAGCCAUGGCAUAGAUGGAUUUCAUCAGCUGCUUCUAAAGUAGCUUUAAUGCUAGUGCCAGACAAUGAAACAUUCAUUAGUAGCCUCAUGGCAAAAGAUGAAAACUAUGACGACUUGAAGCUGGAAAUAGAGACCUUAGUUUCCUUACUUGUGCCUUAUCUGGAACAAAUCCACUCGAUUCUGGUAAACUAUUUGACAACCCAACGCUUACCCAAUGCUGCUGCUUUUUUUUUCCUUCUUUGGCUAACGUGUGUGUUUUACAUGUUUGAUUAUACUUUGUUUUGCAGAGAUUUUAUCACUUGGAUAGGUUGAAAUCUAACUGAGGUACACACGAAAACAAAGCAGACUUAAUGCGUACAGCCAUAAGUCAAAGAGUCCAGUAUUCCUAUGUAUGUAAAUAUGUGCAAACUGUAUUUGGUUGUUAUGAUAAGCAAAAUUGUCUUCGUGUUUCGUAUAAUUAAUUAAGUAUUAUCUAAUGUAUCUCAACAUGAAGGAACAUCUACGAUCUAUCUAGCUAUGAUCUCCUCUGUACAGUUUGAAUGGAAAAUACUCUUAAAUCAUAAAUAUUAGGCUUGGCUUCAAAGG